Messenger RNA from Cordyceps fumosorosea ARSEF 2679, 1842 nucleotides. RefSeq lists its product as hypothetical. The transcript has a single exon. Lineage: Eukaryota; Fungi; Ascomycota; Sordariomycetes; Hypocreales; Cordycipitaceae. The record is from RefSeq and is a predicted model, not a curated record. The coding region runs from base 1 to 1842 and encodes 613 amino acids.
AUGGCUCUCUGGACGUCGUCCUACCCGGUAGAUGCCGGCGACCGGGACCCCAGCUUUGCCUGGCACGACACCGACGUCCCCAGCGCCGGCCUUGACGAAACCCAGCACGACCUCUUUGCCCAGUUCCUCGACUUUGAGGCCGGCCACGGCCCCGCCGGCGCUGGUGAGCCCUCGUAUCAAGACGCGAUGCAGCACCAGCACCAUCAAAAUCAUCAUCUCCAACAGCAGGAGAGCAGCACGGCUUCAUCCGGCGUCUCCAAUGCCGACGACUUUGACUUUUUGUCCUCAGGCUCCAACCCCGCCGCCGGGUACGAAGUUGACCCUAGUGCCCUCGCCAUGUUUGCGCAAGAUCCCUCCGCCAUGUACACGAGUACGGCCGUGACCGUCUCCGACACGGAGCUCGAGCGCCUCGAGGGCAUCUCGCUGCACUCGCCCAAGAAGGAGAGCGUGGGCUCGGCAGAUCGCGUCCCCUCGCCGACGCCAGAUCAGGGCGCUGCCGUGCUCGCGACAACCACGACCGCACUCACCACCACCGGCCGUCGCAGCAAGAAGCUUGUCGAGGCCCUGUCGUCAACGCUUCGCAAGGCGACCAUGCGCAAGACGACGACGCGCAAGGCUAGCCAGGCCCUACAGCGCGCUGUCUCCCCGAGCCUGGAGAACCCGCCCAUGGCCAUUAAGCCCAACGGGGGCGUGCCGCGCGGACGUCGCGCCCAUCGCGCACACACGCAGCACGCUGCUCUACAGUCACAGCAACAGCAGCAGUUUUCCCAUUCCCCCCCGUUGCCCUUGCAGAUUGAUACCGGCCUGGCCAACGGCGCCGGCUUCGUCGCCGGUCAGUUUGACGACCCAUUUGGCGGGGACAUUUCUCCAACACACGCGCCGCCACAGCAGCAGCAGCAGCAGCAGCAGCAGCAGCAGCAGAUGCGGUACUACAGCCAAGGCGGCAUCGGAACGCCCAUGGACUCGCCCACACGCGCGGCCGCGAUGCUCCAGCAACAGCAGAGUGUUCAGCACUGGCAGCACCAAAUGCAUCAGCAACAACAGAAUGGCGGCGCGCAGUGGUCGACGACUCGCAGCCAACAGGAGCUCUGGUGGGGAGGCGCAGCCGGACCCGUGGACGCCAAGAACAUCGACGCGAACAUGGCGAUGCACUCUCAGCACGGGGAAUUGCCGUACGACGUCCACGCCGACGGCCACAUGGCCGCGGCUGCUCAGAAUGGGCUAAUGAUUCACAUGCCGCAGCCGCGCGCGGGCACCGGCGUGAACGAGCUGGCGCUCAAUGCACACACUUAUCUGCCUCCCCCGGUGCCGCCAAUCCCUGCGGACAAUGGUCGCUCCGUGCGACCGCCCCGGGCGCCGUCUUCCGGCGCGCGCCACCACAACCGCACCAUGUCGUCAAGCCCGAUGCGUAAGCAGCGCGCACCUUCAGCCUCGCCAUCCCCAGGCACGCGCCAGUCGCGACACAGCUCCGGCGCGUCAGCCGCUUCGUCGGCGCAGCGGAGCGUUUCGGGGCGCGUGGUCAGCGUGCCAGGAACGCCGAGCGGCGUGAAGAAGCGGCGAUCGCGGGAUGCCGGUAGCGGUAGCUUUUCUGCCGACGACGGUGGCGGAAUUUUGCUUGGCGGUGGUGGUGGCGGCGGUGGGAUUGGGUUCGUGAACUUCACGCCCAACGACGGCUCGGUCCUCAUGACGGGCGUUGCCCCCAGUGGCAGCUCCAAGACAAAGGCUCGCCGCGAAAAGGAGGCGCAAGAUCGCAGGCGUCGUCUCAGCGAGGCCGCGAUGAAGGCGGUCGCAGCGGCGGGAGGUGACAUCGAGAAGCUGCGCGAGCAGGGCUUUGAGCUGUGA